CUGUUUCGCCUCCAUCCUAGAAUCGCCUGCCGCUGCAAGCUCGUCUGCCAGCUGUGGAGGUCCGUCAUCUCCGCCGCCUCCUUCAAUCGCCUUUUGGUUUCUCGCCUCCAGACCAUGAGUCCGAACGACCUCAAAUUGAUGGUCCUCAGCUUCAUCCCACCCAUGCCCAAUGGAGUUGAAGACCGAGACGCUCUCAAAGUCUUGGAUUGCGACAGGGACUUGGUUCUAUGCGGGUUUUGGGAUACAGAGAACAUGGACAAGAAGCACGGCAGGGCAUACUUGGUCUGCAAUCCGUUCACCAAGCAGUGGAAUGCUCUUCCGUUGGCGCCCAGGAAGUUAGCGGCCUAUCACUCCUCGGUUUCAAGGUCAGGUUGGCUUCAUAGGGUUCAAUGCAGCAGCGGCAGCAGGUUCACCUUCGACUACUCCAGCAUCGAUCCACUUUCAGAAUUGCAAAGGCUAUUCACAUUCCUUUGGGUUACUGUUGCCAACACAGGUCUGAACCAACAAAUUACGCAGUUGUCAUGGACAUGGAUGUCAAGCAAUCAGAACUAUGACAAGCAAGAACAGACAGAUAAGGAGGUGAAGAUAAUCUCGGAGACUCUUCAACAGGCUGUUGUAGCUGUUACUGAAAACCAAGCUAGGAACCAUUCAGGUCGUGAAACAAAGUCUGCAGCCCUGAAUUCAAGGAUUCUGUGAAAUGUGGUUCUCUUUAGUGUGUUUGUGUUGAUGUUACUUUCAGGUAGUUUCAUGACAA
Linum tenue is the source of this 754-nucleotide messenger RNA. Lineage: Eukaryota; Viridiplantae; Streptophyta; Magnoliopsida; Malpighiales; Linaceae. The record is from the annotation of a GenBank genome assembly.